Molecule: messenger RNA, 688 nt
Organism: Boeremia exigua
Lineage: Eukaryota; Fungi; Ascomycota; Dothideomycetes; Pleosporales; Didymellaceae
Product: Tim10/DDP family zinc finger-domain-containing protein
Exons: 2
Coding region: 317-601 (94 amino acids)
Source: RefSeq, a predicted model, not a curated record
ACGACAGACACAUUUGGACCUUCUAUGCCAAAGUUGAUGAUCAUUUUACUGCAUCACUACUUUCAUAUUUACCUUGAAGCAAUAACCUGCAUUUAAGCAACAAAGUCAAAAAUAUAAAGUUCUAAUCGAAGUCCAAAUCCACAACAGCGGAAACCAACCCGUGCACGAGCCACCAAAAUAGUCGCAUCCAUCGUCAUCCAAAACUUUCCGCCAACACCACACUUCACACGUCACACCCGCCCUCCAGCCCACUCAAUCGCUGUCGCACUCCAGAAACACCAUUUCCACGCACUUACAUACCUCCAACACCAUCGAAAUGGACGGUCUCGGCGGCGGCCUCGCAAACAUCGACGUAACCCGUCUCAGCGACGCGGACAAGCAGCAACUGCAGCAAUUCGCCGUCAACGAGGGCCAGAAGGCACGCAUCCAGUCGUCGAUCCACAGCCUCACAGACACGUGUUUCCGCAAGUGCAUCCCCGCGGGGACCGUCAAGAGCGGCAAGCUGGACAAGUACGAGGAGCCGUGCAUGCGGCAGUGCGUGGACCGGUUCUUGGACGCCAACCUGGUGGUGCUGAGGGAGUUGGAGCGCUUGAGGUCGUAGGCUCAUUGGAGCUGUAAGCGUAGGAACGAAGGAACAUGGGAGUCGGUCAUGGAGGGGACUGGGUUGUAUGAUAGCGCAGAAAUCGAG